This is a messenger RNA of Microthlaspi erraticum, 537 nucleotides long. The record is from the annotation of a GenBank genome assembly. NCBI's taxonomy places the organism in Eukaryota, Viridiplantae, Streptophyta, Magnoliopsida, Brassicales, Brassicaceae.
AUGGCUCAUAGGGAUAGGAUAAGUAACUUGCCUGAGGAAUUGCUCCUGAAAAUAUUGUCGUCACUGCCCGCGAAAGAUGUAGCAGUCACAAUGGUUUUGUCAAAACGAUGGAAGUUUCUAUGGACGUUGGUGCCAAGACUUGAAUACGACCACUCCAUGUAUCAAGACGACGUUGAUGGCAGUAGUAGAUUCUCGCGGUUUGUUCACAGUUCUCUGCUGCUACACGAGGCUCCCUUUCUAGAGAGUUUGCGUCUCAAACUCGAUCAUUACUCUUGUGCUGCAGAUAUCGGAGUAUGGGUUAAAACCGCUGUGAAACGCUCUGUUCGUGAGUUGGAUAUCGAGAUUAAUAGUCCUUCCUUGUCCACUCCGGUCUUACUUCCAUGGAGCUUGUAUAGCGAGGGAUGUAAAAGGCUUGUGACACUGAAACUAAGUCACACGACUCUUGUGGAUACUUCUUCUUCCUCGCCAGCUUCUUUCACAUCCCUGAAAAAGCUGAGCCUUGUUCACAUGAAGUACCCUAGUCAGGAUUUGUUUUGA